AUGCCACUGGUUAGUGGCCAACGGAGGCCGCCAGCUUGUGGUGGCAUCUUUCUUGCCUUGGACUGUGUGGAGUCGACUGCUGCUUGCUUGUCGCUGGGAAGCAUUGUUCGCUACCGUCGCCGGCAAACCUGCAAGGGCUCCGAAUUCGCCCUCUCUACUAGUAGGUCGAGUAACCUAUUGCAUCCUCCAUCACACAAUAUCACCACCAAUCCGACUUCCAGGACCAUUCGAUUCGACCCUCGGGGCACAUGUGCCUCGCACCAUCGCAUCCCACGCCUUCUUGCUCGUGAUGGGACCGUCGUCACUACACGAGGUCGCGUGUCAGCGACCGCCUGGCCCAUCGGAAACAGGAAUAAACCUUCAUCCUCACAGCCCAAGUACCAGCACGAGAACAGAAGUGCACCCCUUUCUAGUAUGUCUCAGGAAGAUUCAGCCUUCAUCAAACAUGUGCAAAAAUCGGCACGAACUCCUCCAUCCCUCUGUCUUUCCACGUGA
Molecule: messenger RNA, 495 nt
Organism: Colletotrichum destructivum
Lineage: Eukaryota; Fungi; Ascomycota; Sordariomycetes; Glomerellales; Glomerellaceae
Exons: 2
Coding region: 1-495 (164 amino acids)
Source: RefSeq, a predicted model, not a curated record